Asparagus officinalis (garden asparagus) is the source of this 1612-nucleotide messenger RNA. Its product is annotated as probable serine/threonine-protein kinase At1g54610. The transcript has 7 exons. Gene Ontology annotation, biological process: protein phosphorylation; positive regulation of transcription elongation by RNA polymerase II. Gene Ontology annotation, cellular component: cyclin-dependent protein kinase holoenzyme complex; nucleus. Gene Ontology annotation, molecular function: RNA polymerase II CTD heptapeptide repeat kinase activity; ATP binding; cyclin-dependent protein serine/threonine kinase activity. The record is from RefSeq and is a predicted model, not a curated record. NCBI's taxonomy places the organism in Eukaryota, Viridiplantae, Streptophyta, Magnoliopsida, Asparagales, Asparagaceae. Bases 118 to 1452 code for a protein of 444 amino acids.
CGCGCGUGCGCGCGCGAGGCCAUCGAAGGGUGGCGCCCGCGACCGCUGAACUCUUUCCAGAAGCUUGAUAAGAUUGGCCAAGGCACAUAUAGCAAUGUAUACAAAGCCAGAGACCUAAUGACAGGAAAAAUCGUAGCAUUAAAGAAAGUGAGAUUCGAUAUCACAGAGCUAGAGAGUGUAAAAUUCAUGGCAAGAGAAAUCUCAGUACUCCGAAGGCUAGACCAUCCCAAUAUCGUCAAGCUUGAAGGCUUAGUAACAUCUAGAGUCUCACAUUCAAUCUACUUAGUGUUCGAGUACAUGGAGCAUGAUCUUGCAGGACUCGCAGCGUCCCCUGGCAUCAAAUUCACUGAGCCUCAGGUCAAGUUCUACAUGAAACAGCUACUCUCUGGCCUCGAACACUGCCAUAGCCAAGGAGUCCUUCAUCGUGAUAUCAAGGGUUCAAAUCUGCUUCUUGACAAUGAAGGGAUUCUUAAAAUUGCAGAUUUCGGGUUGGCUUCUACUUUUGAUCCUGACAAGAAAGAACCCAUGACUAGUAGAGUUGUCACACUUUGGUAUCGUCCUCCUGAGCUCCUUUUAGGCGCAACUUACUAUGGUGUCGGUGUUGAUCUCUGGAGUGCAGGUUGCAUAUUGGCUGAGCUGCUUGUGGGAAAACCGAUACUUCCAGGACGAACAGAGGUAGAACAAUUGCAUAGGAUCUUUAAGUUGUGUGGCUCCCCUUCAGAGAAGUACUGGAAGAAAUCAAAGCUGCAUCAUGCAACCAUGUUCAAGCCUCAGCAACCAUAUAAACGCUGUAUUGCCGAGACCUAUAAGGAAUUCUCGCCUUCUUCACUUUCACUAAUCGAAACCUUACUCUCAAUUGACCCGGAUGAACGGGGAACAGCAACUUCAGCUUUAAACAGUGAGUUCUUUACUACGAAGCCUUAUGCUUGUGAACCAUCAAGCCUGCCUCACUAUCCUCCAAGCAAAGAAAUGGAUGCAAAGUUGAGGGAUGAAAAAGAUCGAAGGCAAAGAAAAAUUGAUGGCAAAAGAAAUGGUAACAGAAGAAACAAAGCUCGAAUCUAUGACCAGAGAACCAAUGAACGCCGAAGCAGAGCAGUUCCUGCUCCGGAGGCAAAUGCUGAGCUACAAGUUAACUUAGAACGACAGAGGAUAAUAGCCAACAUAAAUGCAACGAGCAAGAGCGAAAAGUUCCCUCCACCACAUCAAGAUGGAGCGGUCGGGAUUACAACAGCGUCAUUCACUUCAUCUUUCUUUGACUCAAAGGUUGAGGCUGGUCGACCACUGGCAACUCUAGUUCAGAAUGGUUUAAAACCUCAGACAACUGUUUCUGAGAACUUCUCGAAACCGCUCAAAUCUUCAUCUGUUGGGAUCUUUAUGGAUAUCAGGAGGAAUCAUAGAAUUUAUAGGAAGAAAAGGGGGAAGGAAUUAGAGGUUUUUGGUGCUGGAUUGUAGUCCAUUGUAUAAUUAUGUUGAUGGCUGGGAUACUUUAGUUUCUCAUUAAUUCAUGCCAUUUUGCUAAUGUGUAUAUAUUUGGAAUGUAAGGUGGUCUGUUGUCGGAUAAAUGUUGUAAUUUAAAGGAAUGUGGCUGAGUACAUACUUUUGUUGCUGCGAA